AUGGAUGGCCAAGAAUCAUGGUUCGACUGGAAUGCUAUUUUCAAUCCAAAUUUACGCGUGAUGAGAAAAUUGGGUCUAUGGCCAGAGGGUAAACAGUCCUAUAAACUAGACCUUUACACGCUUUAUGCCACCUUAAUGGUAAUAUUGUUCGCCGCCUACCCCACAUUUUCAGAAUACGUCGCUAUCUACUACGUCAAAGACUUGCAGUCGGUAGUUGCAAUUAUAUUCGUAUCUUUAUUCGACCUUAUGGGGCCCAUUAAAAUUUACUUCAUCAUAAGAAAAACGUCCGUGAUAAAAAAGUGCAUGGAAAACUUCAAAUCGGAGUGGUUUCAGCCCAAAAAUCGAGUGCAGAAAAUCAGAAUAGAAGAAAAUUUCAAGCUGUGGAAGUUUGUGUUUAAAUUGUUGUACACCUCUUGCUUUUCGUUGAUCUUUUUCUCCUUCUUGCCGCUCGUUCUAGGCGAAAGAGAAAAAACGCCAUAUGUAAUGUGGCUUCCGUUCAGUUUUGACAGGUCGCCGUAUUUUGAGUUGGUUUAUUUUUAUCAAAUUUUCUGCGCUAUUUAUCUUUGUCUGGUCCAUGUGAGCGUGGACACUACGAUAUUCGGGUUGAAGGUCUGCAUCGGGUGCCAGUUUGACAUGUUAAGUGAUAACUUGAGGCGAUUCGCCAGCGUAGCUGAUAGUAGUCGGAAGUGUACUGCUUUAGAGAAUUUUAAAAACUGUGCAAUUCAACAUAGGGAAAUUUUAAAGUAA
Messenger RNA from Zophobas morio, 747 nucleotides. RefSeq lists its product as uncharacterized. The transcript has a single exon. Gene Ontology annotation, biological process: detection of chemical stimulus involved in sensory perception of smell; sensory perception of smell. The record is from RefSeq and is a predicted model, not a curated record. Gene Ontology annotation, cellular component: plasma membrane. The coding region runs from base 1 to 747 and encodes 248 amino acids. Gene Ontology annotation, molecular function: olfactory receptor activity; odorant binding. NCBI's taxonomy places the organism in Eukaryota, Metazoa, Arthropoda, Insecta, Coleoptera, Tenebrionidae.